AUGUUGGAGAUCACUAAUUUACUUUGUCAAGCUUUGCAAUGCCGAUCUCAAGACAUCUUAAAUGCUAUGAAUCUAGUUUCAUCUACCAAGGCACUUCUGCAAAAGUUUAGAGAUGACAAAUGGGAUGCUUUACUAGCCAAUGUGCAAUCAUUUUGCGAGGUACGUAACAUUGAUGUCCUGAAUAUAAAUGCUCCUUAUAUUAGGAGAAGAGGUCGAGCUCGUGAUCAUCAAGAUGACUUUACAGUUGAGCAUUAUUAUCGAGUAGAUAUUUUUUAUGCUGCAAUAGAUUCUCAACUACAAGAAUUAAAUGGACGGUUCAGUGAACAUGCAGUAGAGUUGCUUAAUCUUAGCUCAGCUCUAGAUCCUCGAGAUGUGUCUGAAACUUCUAGAAUCGACGAUAUUUGUCGGUUAGUAGAAAAUUUUUAUCUGCAAGACUUCAAAGAUCAAGAGAAAAUACAGUUGAGAAUGCAACUUCACCAUUACGAGCAUAAUGUAGUUCAGCAUGCAGAUUACAAAAAAUUGUCUACUAUUUCUGAAUUGUUUUCUACUGCAACUACGGAGCGAUCAUUUUCGGCCAUGAAAAUUGUCAAAAGUAGACUUUGCAACAAAAUGGAAGAUGAAUUUCUUACAGACUCUUUGCUUGUGUACAUUGAAAAGGAAAUUGCUGAAAAUUUUACCACAGAGUCAAUCAUUAAAGACUUUCAAGAUAUGAAAGAAUGUCGAGUUCCACUUUGA
Camellia sinensis is the source of this 735-nucleotide messenger RNA. RefSeq lists its product as uncharacterized. The record is from RefSeq and is a predicted model, not a curated record. NCBI's taxonomy places the organism in Eukaryota, Viridiplantae, Streptophyta, Magnoliopsida, Ericales, Theaceae.